This is a messenger RNA of Lottia gigantea (owl limpet), 447 nucleotides long. RefSeq lists its product as hypothetical. The record is from RefSeq and is a predicted model, not a curated record. Bases 1 to 447 code for a protein of 148 amino acids. Lineage: Eukaryota; Metazoa; Mollusca; Gastropoda; Lottiidae. The transcript has 4 exons.
AUGGCUACUGGAGCUAUUGUAGGAACCAUCAUAGCCAUUCUGAUCAUUCUCUUCAUCAUCAUUGAUGUGUCCUUCUACUUCAACAAGAAAUGUGGUGUAUUGUGGACUCUCCAACAGAAACUGGCUGGUAAACCAGAAGGUGAUGGUGAUGGAGCAAGAAAUGUAGAAGAGGGAGACAAGGAAAACAAGCAGCCAUUGUUAACUGAAGCUAAAGCAGAAGAAGUAAAUGAAGAGGAAGUACCUGAGAAGAAAAAUGAAGGAUUAGAUAACGGGGAGAUGGAAGAAAUGAGUCCAGAUGAGAAAGAGGCUAAACAAUUAGCUGAAAUGGAGGAGAAAUCUUCACCUAUCAAACCUGAUAGUCCCAUUGUUCCACAGUCAGAAGCUACUAUAAUAGUUAACCCUGCCACUCCGGAAACAGAAUCUCACGAUGACAAACCUGUGGCAUGA